AUGGGUUUUGGCGACAACGCCAACUUCGAGGCAGUCCCCGCGUUUGGUCAACGCGGAGGUGAUCGCGAUGAUUAUCAAGGCCAAUUCGGAGGAGAUCGACGGAAUCAGGGAAGACGUGGCGGUGGAGGCGGCUUUGCAGGUGCAAGAAAUUUCUCUGACCGCAGGGAAAACCGAAAACCCUCAGAUGAUGAUUAUCGCAUAACCUGUGAAGCUUGCGUUCACGCUUAUAUCUUAGACUGGGAACCCAAUGAGGAGCAAGAAAGUCGCCCUUCACGUGGUGGACGUCUUGGUGGUUCAUCACAGUUUCCUGACAGAGGCGACUUCAAUCAAUAUAGGAGCAGCAAUCAAGACGGUCGGGGCGGAGACGACAGAAGGGGAUUCAAUGACACUAAACGCCCUGACAGAGCUUAUGAUGGCGGUCGCUCAGGAACUGGUAGAGGGAUGUACUGCGAUGAGGACCCAGUGACAAGAGACAGACGUGCCGGAUUCGGCAACGAAAAUGAAGAUGAUAGCCGCCCACCGAAUCGGCGAAACAACGAUUUUGGCAGAUAUGAUCGUGACGGCGGCAGAGAAAAUUCUGGUUUUGGUGGGCACGACGAUAGACGUCGUCCCCCAGAUGACAUCCGCGGUGGUGGUUAUGGAGGCGGCGGUAGAAGAUAUGGUAAUGCGAACGAUGGGAAUGAUCAAGAGUAUGAUCGACGCGAUGGUUUCGGAAUGCCAAAGGGCAAUUUUCGCCGUGACGAAUAUGAAGAUAGGGAGCCUUCCAGGGGCUUUGGUGGCAAUAGAAGAGGUGGACCGAUGAGCUCCGGUUUUGGUGACAGCAGAAGACUUCCACCACGCGCUUAUGAUGAUCGCAGUGAUGAUUUUGACAACAGCCGCGAAAGAGGAAAUGAUCAAGGACGUCCCUUUAGCAACAGAAAGAGCGCAUUUGAUCAAGAAGAUCGGAACGACAGGUGGUCGUCGUUUCAACGACCGAUCCAGGGAGAAUGA
Molecule: messenger RNA, 990 nt
Organism: Cooperia oncophora
Lineage: Eukaryota; Metazoa; Nematoda; Chromadorea; Rhabditida; Trichostrongylidae
Source: the annotation of a GenBank genome assembly